Molecule: messenger RNA, 1293 nt
Organism: Neospora caninum
Lineage: Eukaryota; Apicomplexa; Conoidasida; Eucoccidiorida; Sarcocystidae
Exons: 11
Coding region: 1-1293 (430 amino acids)
Source: RefSeq, a predicted model, not a curated record
AUGGAGGCCUUCCAUCGGAACAACUCAGCCGGACCGUCUGACUGUUCCACGGUUGUCGAUCCGCCCGGUGUAGCGCGAGUCGCCUCUUACUUCGGCACUAUCGGCGAUAAUGAAGACCCGCCGGAUGAUUCUGGCCGGUCCCACGACGACUCUCACUACGAUCGACAGGAGGACGUGGACAUCUUUUCCGACCUUGGAAACUUCAUGCCGGGCAACCUGUCAGGACGCGCCUCCAAUCUGUGGAACUACGUCGCACGACGGUCCUCCGUUGCGAUUGACAGCUUUCUCCAACAGCACCGGCUUCAGCAGCCAUUUGCGGGGCAGACUGCGACGUGCCAGGAGGAACUCCUUUCCGACAGAACACACUCGUUGGCUGCGGCUGAAAUAAAAAAUUUGAGUUGUCCCAAAUACGUGUUGCUGCUUUUCAUAAGCUUCUUCUCCACUGAUGUCGUGAAGCAGAAGCUGUCCCGGCUCACGCUGAUCGAAGCGCUCGAACACUUCGAUAUGGUCAACGAUUUCUUCUUCCUUGUUCGCGUCGCCUGGGCCAUCCAUCGAGGCUUUCACUGGCGGGAAAACAAGAGCGCCAAAUUUGUCAUGGCGUGGCUCGUCACGACCUACGUAAUCUCCUGCUGCGCCUACGCUCUCCGCCGUUUUCUCAUCUACAACCGCAUUUCUCAGAAAUCCUCCGCUCUCUUCUUCCCACUUCUUGUCUUCAAGGAGAUUCGGCGGGCCGGAGAAGAGUCUCCCGAGGUCUUGUUCAUGUUCGAGAGACUGUGCUGGACGUACCAGCUGCUGAUGCGAGUUAUCGAGGAUCUUCCACAAGUCCUCCUUUCCAUUCUCUUCCUCAUCAACCAAGGCCGAGAUACUUACGCCAUGGUAAUGAUAUCGUACAGCAGUACAAUGUUUUUCAUCACGACGAUCCGAAUGGGCCUUCGGUACCCCUUCAAAGGCACACUGUACCUCUUGCUAUCUUCGGAGCCCCCCGUCGAUGAUCCGGUCGCUCUCGAGGCGGCUCCUACAACUUAUUACAUGACCCUCUUCAUGAGCGGAGUUUUCGCUCUGUGGUCUGGCACCUAUCUUUUCACACUUCGAUACGUCAACAAAGUCUGGCGCGUCUUGAUGAUCAUGAUGGCCGUUGGGUUUGCUCUUUUGAGCUUGUUUUGUCUGCUGCUUUUCGUGUACUACCGGCGGCAGAGAGAAGUAAACGUUGAUGAGGCGUUUCUAGGAGGCACCGCCGGAGAUGGUGAACGUCACCGCGCGGGGGGACGAGCGUCAGUGGUGUCAGACAUUUAA